UUGUGGACACAAAAACUAUAAUAAUAGCAGUGGGAAGGAAUGGAAAGUAGGAAUUAAAAGUCCACAUUUGCUGUCGUCCUUCCAAGAUCCAGCCUCCGGCGUUCCUCAUCUUUGAACCGUCUCGAACCCAGACGAUUUCCUUCCCUAUAAAAGUCGGCGCCCAGCUGCCCCCCACCUCUGUCUCUCUCUCUCUCUCUCACUCUCUUCCCCCAAAUCCAGGCGUGCCAGCGUUGAAGAAAAGUAUCUGGAAUUCUUCGCUUUUGUUGGUGACAGGUGGGUUCCCAUGGCGAACGCGGCGGCUUGCGCUGAGAGGGCAACGAGCGACAUGUUGAUUGGUCCGGAUUGGGCGGUCAACAUCGAGUUGUGCGACAUUCUCAACAUGGACCCUGGGCAGGCAAAGGAUGCCCUUAAGAUACUUAAGAAGCGCCUAGGAAGCAAGAACCCCAAAAUACAACUUCUGGCACUUUUUGUGUUAGAGACUGUAAGCAAAAAUUGUGGUGACUAUAUUCACCAACAAAUUGCUGAGCGGGAUAUCUUGCAUGAAAUGGUGAAGGUAGUGAAGAAAAAGCCAGACUUGAAUGUGAGGGAGAAAAUAUUGAUUCUAAUAGAUACAUGGCAAGAUGCUUUUGGAGGAGCAGGAGGAAGAUAUCCCCAAUAUCAUGCUGCAUACCAAGAACUCAGGGCUUAUGGAGUAGAAUUUCCACCACGUACAGAAAACAGUGCACCAUUGUUUACGCCUCCCCAAACUCGCCCUGUGACGUAUCAACCUGCUGCAUCAGCAUAUGAGGAUGCAGCUAUACAGGCUUCUCUUCAGUCUGACGAUGGUCCUGCUUUUAGCUUGCAUGACAUUCAAAAUGCUCGAGGAAUAGCAGAUGUGUUGGCAGAGAUGCUGAAUGCAUUGGAUCCUCGUAAUUCCGAGGAUGUAAAGCAAGAAGUUAUUGUUGACCUUGUCGAGCAAUGCCGUACUAAUCAUAAGCGUGUCAUGCAACUUGUGAAUGAUACUGGAGAUGAGGAACUUCUAUGUCAGGGUCUAGCACUAAAUGACGAAUUGCAGCGUGUGCUUCAACGGCAUGAUGACAUUCUGAAGGGAACUCCUCCUGUUGGUGGAACAACAGUGGCCUCAACUACACUAACUUCAGCUGCACCUCUUGUCAAUGUAAAUCACGAGGAUGAUGAGUUAGAGGAUGAUUUUUCUCAGCUUUCUCACAGGAGCUCAAGGGAUGGUGCAUCAGGCCGGAGUAGGAAGUCUUCUAUUGCCAAGAACCCAAGUCCACUUCUUCCUCCACCACCAUCAUCAAAGAGGCCAGUCAGCACAGAUGCAAGCCCGGUUGACUAUCUUAGUGGAGAAACUUACAGAUCAGAAACGCCAUCAGAUGCUCAUGUGAAUCUGCCUUCACCACCCAACUCAUCUGUGUCUUCCCCUCCCACUUCAGGAUUGGACUCAACUCCACCAUCAGUAUUCUCUGGCCUACCCAGAUACGAUGAGCCUGCUCAAACCACGAAAUCCACUACAGAGAAUCUUCCAAAGGCUCCUUGGGAAGUCCAACCUGCUGGUUUCUUACCACCACCUCCGUCAAAGUAUGGUGAAAGGCAGCAGUUCUUUGAGCAGCACCAGCAAACUUUCACUGGUGGGAAUUCAGGAGGAGCACACGACGGAUUGGUAGCUCAGACCCAGAACUUAUCUCUUAAUCAGCGAAAUGACGACCUGAGCCAGCAGGAGGUUCCACAAAAUUUUGAAGGUCAGGACUCUCUGCUACAGAACAGACAGGCUCAACCUGAGGAUUCCCUAUUCAAAGAACUGGUUGAUUUUGCAAAAGCCAAAUCAUCUCCUUCCACCAGGCCGCCCAACAGCCGUAGAACGCGUUAAAUGAUCUUUUCAUGCAUGUGUGGUGGCUUGUGUAAUAUUCAUAGUGGGUUUAUCAUGCAGAAUGAGAGGACAGGACUAAGUUGCUAGUGAAAUAAAGACAGGACUUUGUCUAUGGUUUAAAUAUUGUUCUAGUUGGUUAUUCUGUGAGUUGUGUAUAGCAUGAUCAGAAUAGCGUUGGUGUCAUGCAUUUUGGUUACAAUGUGUGAUGACUGAUGAGUCAUGGUUUCUUAAAUCCUUGUCUGAGUUAAUAGGGGCUUCAUGCCUCCAUGUUCUUUCUUGAUCAGUAGCUGUACAAAAAAUUUAUAUCAUACUAUUUGGCAUCUUGUUGAUUA
Messenger RNA from Phoenix dactylifera (date palm), 2199 nucleotides. Its product is annotated as Target of Myb protein 1. Gene Ontology annotation, molecular function: ubiquitin binding; phosphatidylinositol binding. Gene Ontology annotation, biological process: protein transport to vacuole involved in ubiquitin-dependent protein catabolic process via the multivesicular body sorting pathway. The record is from RefSeq and is a predicted model, not a curated record. Lineage: Eukaryota; Viridiplantae; Streptophyta; Magnoliopsida; Arecales; Arecaceae.